GGCUAAUAUGACAUUUGCCCUUAAUUUUAUCGUGGAUGAGUUGAGGAAGAAAUCCAGAGGCCAGACGACUGUAGAAAGUGGACUCCAUGCAUACAACUCCAUGAAACCAAAACUUCCAAAAGUAAUCGGAAUCUUCUUCCAUUGAUGCUCUGAGAAAUCCUUGACAUCAUCUGUAAACGGCACAUAUCAACGCUUCAGAGAAUCUAUCCAGAUUAAUCAAUGGGGGGCAAGAGUUCUAAGAAUUCAAAGGCAAAAGGAGGGAAGUAUAGCCAAUCGACAUCAUCUUGUUCAAACAAUCAGUACGGCGGUUAUCCUUCGCAGCCAUCUUCCUCUACUCCGGCCUACGGCGCACAACCUCCUAAACCACAAAAGAAGCUCGAGAAACGAUAUUCACGAAUCGCUGAUAAUUACAAUUCUCUGGAGCAGGUGACACAGGCUCUUUCAAGCGCAGGACUCGAGUCUUCCAACCUCAUCGUCGGCAUUGAUUUCACCAAAAGCAAUGAAUGGACAGGUUCACAAUCCUUCAAUGGAAAAAGCUUACAUCAUAUUUCAGAUCAUAGUCUAAACCCCUACGAACAUGCCAUAUCCAUCAUCGGGAAGACAUUAGCAGAUUUUGAUGAAGAUAACUUGAUUCCAUGUUAUGGAUUUGGAGAUGCAACAACACAUGCGAAAGCUGUUUUCAGUUUUUAUCAUGAAGAUAGAUUCUGUAAUGGAUUUGAAGACGUGUUAAGUAGAUACAGAGAAAUUGUCCCUCAUCUAAAUCUUUCAGGUCCCACAUCUUUUGCCCCUGUGAUUGAACAAGCUAUGACAAUUGUCGAUCAAAGUGGGGGCCAAUACCAUGUACUUUUAAUCAUUGCUGAUGGGCAAGUUGGUCAUUCAGAAGAAAAGAAAACUAUAGAAACCAUAGUCAAAGCAAGCAAGCUUCCACUCUCUAUAGUAUUAGUCGGGGUUGGAGAUGGGCCUUGGGGCGUGAUGAAGGAAUUUGACGAUAAUAUCCCUAAUCGUGACUUUGAUAAUUUUCAGUUUGUGAAUUUUACAGAAAUCAUGUCAAAAACUUACUUGCCUUCAAAUCGAAAAGAGACUGAAUUUGCUCUUUCAGCAUUAAUGGAAAUCCCUUCUCAAUAUAAAGCCACAAUCGAACUAAAUUUACUUGGGAAUCGCAGAGGAAUACUCCACCAGAGGGCAGCCCUUCCACCGCCAGUUGGUCAACCAUCCUCCUCCUCCUGUAACACCUCAACACCAUCGCAGUCAACUACUUUUCAAAACAGUGGUUGUAUUUCAAAUGGUCAAACUAGUCAAAAUGACACAUCAGCAUCAAUUUCAAAAUCCACUAAUGAUGACCAGCAGUUAUGCCCAGUUUGCCUUACUAACAUGAAGAACAUGGCCUUCGGGUGUGGACAUCAGACAUGUCACGAGUGUGGGGAAUCGCUGCAACUGUGCCCAAUUUGCCGUGCCUCAAUCGAAACGAGAAUAAAGCUUUUUUAAAAAUUGGUUUAUUUUAGCUACAACUAAAUGACAAUUCAGUUCUUUUGGUGAACAUUUAGGUUUAAUUUUGGUGAACAUUUAGGUUUAAUUUUGGUGAACAUUAAUAUG
This is a messenger RNA of Lactuca virosa, 1593 nucleotides long. The record is from the annotation of a GenBank genome assembly. Lineage: Eukaryota; Viridiplantae; Streptophyta; Magnoliopsida; Asterales; Asteraceae.